This is a messenger RNA of Lynx canadensis (Canada lynx), 930 nucleotides long. Its product is annotated as olfactory receptor 1L6-like. NCBI's taxonomy places the organism in Eukaryota, Metazoa, Chordata, Mammalia, Carnivora, Felidae. Gene Ontology annotation, biological process: G protein-coupled receptor signaling pathway. Gene Ontology annotation, cellular component: membrane. Gene Ontology annotation, molecular function: olfactory receptor activity; G protein-coupled receptor activity. The record is from RefSeq and is a predicted model, not a curated record. Bases 1 to 930 code for a protein of 309 amino acids. The transcript has a single exon.
AUGUCAAGGGGAAACCAGAGUCACAUCACAGAAUUCCUCCUUCUGAGACUGACCAGUGACCCUAAGCACCAGGAGUGGCUCUUUGCCAGCUUUCUGGCCAUGUAUCUGGUCAACGUGGCUGGCAACUCAGUCAUCAUUGCAGCCAUCCGGGGGGACACCCGCCUCCACACCCCCAUGUACUUCUUCCUCUCCAAUCUGUCCCUGGUGGACAUCUGCUUUACAAAUGUCAUCGUGCCACAGAUGCUGGCAAACAUGCUGAACAAGACCAAGAAGAUCCCCUUUGCCCAAUGCCUCACACAGAUGUAUUUCUUUGUGACCUGUGCGAUCACUGACAGCUUCCUCCUGGCUGCCAUGGCUAUUGACCGCUACAUGGCCAUCUGUAACCCACUGCAUUACACCACGACCAUGAGCCCCCAACGCUGUCUCCUGCUGGUGACGGUGUCCUGGGUGCUGUCCCACCUUCACUCACUCACCCACACGAUUCUCAUGGCCCGCCUCUCCUUCUGUGGGCCCAACGUCAUCCACCACUUCUUCUGUGACGUCCAGCCACUGCUGACGCUCUCCUGCUCUGACACCUCUGUCAAUGAGCUUUUGGCCUUCACAGAGGGCUCCUUGGUGAUCAUGAGUCCCUUCAUCUUGAUCAUUGUCUCUUACGUCCACAUCACCCGUGCCGUUCUGAGGGUCCCUUCUCGAGGAGGCAGGCACAAGGUCUUCUCCACCUGUGGGUCCCACCUCACAGUUGUGGCACUCUUCUAUGGGACUGCCAUCUCUGUGUACAUUCGCCCCUCAUCCACCUACUCAGUGACAAAGGACAGUGUGGUCACUGUUAUUUAUACUGUGGUAAUCCCCAUGUUGAACCCUUUUAUCUACAGUCUUAGGAACAAGGACAUGAAACAAGCCUUGAGAAAGCUGACUAGGAGAAAGGAAUAG